Molecule: messenger RNA, 858 nt
Organism: Acaulospora morrowiae
Lineage: Eukaryota; Fungi; Glomeromycota; Glomeromycetes; Diversisporales; Acaulosporaceae
Source: the annotation of a GenBank genome assembly
AUGGAAGAAGGAACUGGAUUAAUGCCUGAUGAAAUAGAAGUUAUCGUGCAGGAAAGAAAGGAAAUUCGAGUGAAACGGAUUGAAUCUAUAUUAAAAGAGUUUGAUAUUCUCGAAACGAUGAUUGAUUCCGAUGAAUCAUACGUUAAUUUAUGCUCAAAGUAUGAACAAAUUUAUUCGCUUUGGGUCUACGUUCACCGUGAUUUUCAACCUGAUGAAUUGACUGCGGAAGAAGCUACGGUAUGGCGACUAAUGCCGGCGAUUCUAUUGUGUUACAAACACUAUCUGAUCAGAAAACGCGAAAACAUGGACCGACAAGGUAUAAACAUGGGUGAUCGACCUUCUCACACCCUUCGUAACCUACCAAAACCUACUCGGAAACAUGAUGCACCGCUCCUGAAUCGUAUGUUUCUCAAACUUUUCACUCUGCUUCACCUAAAAUCAUCGAAAUCGAAUCCUAGUAGCCCCGAUGAUAACACCAAUGAUGAGAAUAAAAAAAAUAUGCAAAAACCACAAAAACAGUUUAAUCCUCGUCUAUCUAUAAAAAAAUCGAACAAAUUAAGAAGACUUUCUGAACGAGAAUUGAUUAGAGAAUGGAGAGAUUUAAUAAUGAAAUUUAGAAAAGCUGUUGUGGCAUGCAGUGUUCAUGUGAAUGCGAGUGGAAAGGAGGUGAAGGGGUGGGAGAAGGUAUCAACAAAAAAAAGGAUUAAGUGGACCAGAGAAGUUAUGCAGCUUGUGGCGGAAAUAGACGAACCUUCAAUUAUCGAUGAAGAUGUAAAAGCUGCUGAAAUUAAAGUUGAGGAACAGGAGAAUAUCACAUUCUCCCAAGACGUUAACGUACACGAAAUAUCGAUUGAUUAA